Messenger RNA from Astrephomene gubernaculifera, 4873 nucleotides. The record is from the annotation of a GenBank genome assembly. NCBI's taxonomy places the organism in Eukaryota, Viridiplantae, Chlorophyta, Chlorophyceae, Chlamydomonadales, Astrephomenaceae.
CUUUUUUCUGUUUGUAUACUGUCCAAACAACCUAAGUACCUAGGGAACUUGCAUCAUACGGGCCUAGCAGAAUUUGUUUUCUUGUUUUCUUUCAUCACAAAGGGUCAAAGUGUUCCGCAUAAGCCGGAGUUAAAAGUAAACCUUACAGGUCCGGGCGUGUCAGAGACAGUUCAAGCAGAGUCUAUAGUAACAGGGACGUGGACCAGCUGCCGGAUCGGCGCGCAGAGACGUUGCCAGCACGAGGAAUUCGAAGAAAAAGAUCACCACCUACCGUAGGGCAACGUCGUUGUAGGGGGUCCCAAGUGCCGCCGCCAGCCUCCGGGGCCGCGCAAGCGGCACCGGCCGCGGCGGCAGGAUGCAGAACCUUGGGUAUGGCCAGCAGCCUCAGUACGGCAGCAUGCAGCAGAUGCAGCCUACACAGCAGGCGCAGUACGGCAUGCAGCUCAACGGGCCUCUGGGCCAACUGCCUCAGCAGCAGCAGCAGCUGAUGCUCCAGGGGCAGGCUUUGUCCCAAGCGUCGUUCCCUGGACAGCAAUUCCUAGCCCCGCAGCAACAGCAGCCGUCAGGGAUCAAGCAGGAGGGCAUGCAGCCAGGUUCCAUGCCACAACAAUUUGCCAUGGCUCCGCAGCAGCAAACCCAGCAGCAGCUGCAGGCCGCUUACGGACUGCAGCAAAUGCAAGCUGCUGCACAGCAGGCACAGGCACAAGCGCAGGCGCAAGCCCAGCAGCAGCUCCGAUUACUACAACAGCAACAACAACAGCAGCAGCAACAACGGGCGACCAGCGGUCUUCCCCAGCCCCAGCAGCAACAACAGCAACCCAAUCUUCUGGGCCUUUCGGCCCUUCAAUACGGCGGGGGAGGCGCAACAGCAGCAGCGGCCAUGCAACCGCAAGCCCAACUGCAGCACACCACCAUGCACCACCCCCAACCCGUCCAUGCAGCCUCAGCACCCUCCCCAGGUCUCCCUGGCGCACAGGCGCUGAUCAAUCCCUACCAGUCGCUAACACCCAACGGCAUUGCAGCAGCAGCAGCUUACGGUGGCGGCAGCGGCAGUGUUUCCCCGCAACCGCGUCCCGUGGGUCGGCCGCCGUCCACGCCGGCCAUGGGCUUCACAGAGAACCAGCUGGCGGUCCUGAAGGCGCAGAUCAUGGCGUUUAAGGCGCUGAAGAAGGGCCCAGUGGCGCAUGACCCCACAUGGCAACGCACCCUCACCGAGUGUUAUCCCACACCCCUUGCCAUGAAGAGCACCAAGAAGCUCAUGGCCGCCCACAAUAAGAUCGUCGCUAACGCAGCGAGUGAAGCCAUCAAGGCCGCCAUGCCACAACAGCAUCAAAUGACCGCCUCAGCCAUCGCCGCCGCCGCGGCGGCGCUUCAGCUCCAGCAGCAACAACAGCAGCAGCAAGCAGUAGCAGGGGCCGCCGCUGCGGUCAUGCAGGCCGCUGCUGGCCGCGCAGCUGCGGCCGCGCCAGCCGCUGCCGUAGCCUUAGCGCCUCCCCUGGAGCCGCCCAAAGGCGCCAAGGAGGUUCACCGCAGCGAGGGCCCCCUGGUGACCUUUAAGGAGCCUCCGGAGGUUGAGGUACCCGCCUCAGUGACGCAGGCAGCGGCCACCAACGCCGCCACCAGCGCCAUCACGACGGCGCUGGCGGCGGGUCAGACGCAGGAACAGGCCAUGGCGGCGGCGGCGGAGGCGGCGAAGGUGGCGGUUAUGACGGCGACGGCGGCCGCCGCUAGCCACCAUGAGGCUUCGUCGCUUGUGGUGCAGUGGGACGUGUCGCGGCUUAUGAUCCAGGAGUACAACAAGGUACUUGUACGGAAGCGCAAGCGGCGGUUGCAGCAGCUCAUGGAGAUGAUGCGUGCUAGGGACCGGCUGGCACCUGGGUUCGAUGCGGGGCCGCGGCCUAGGCAGCUGCAGCAAGCGGCGGAGGGCGUUGGUGGUGGUGGUGCUGCUGCUGGCGGCCCGGCAGGUGCGGCCACCUCGUCAGCGGUGGUGGCAGCGCCGCCGCCGCAGCAGCAGCAGCCGCCUCGGGCGGCACGUGGGGCGCUGAACACGGAGAUCCGCGGCCUGCGUCUCAUGGACCUGCAGGUCAAGCUGCGUCAGGCGAUAGAGCGGGAGGUGGACGAGUUGAAGAACCUGCAGGAGCGGCCCUACAAGAAGUUUGUACGGGACGCCAGCAUCACCAAGUCCCAGCUGUCGUACGUCGUACUGCAGAAGCAGCAGCGCGAGGCGGCGGAUCGCGCCGCGCAGUGCCGUGUGCAGUGGCGCAACGUCAUUCAGGAGAGCGCCUCAGCCUUCACCAACCUGCGUUCCGUGCGCAAUAAGGGCGUCCUAAAGGUGCACGAGCGCUGGGGCCGGUCCCACAACAGGAAGAUGGAUGACGACCACGAGCGGCGUAUGGAGGCGCUCAAGGCCAACGAUCUGGAGGCCUACCAGGCGCUGUUGCAGCAGGCUGGCGGCGUGACGACGCAGGACAGCAACUUCCAGGAGAUCUCGCGCUUCCUGAGUGAGACGGAGGAGUACCUCAACAAGCUGGCGCACAAGGUCGCCAUGGCCAAGGUGAACCAGCAAACGGAGGUGGUGGUGCGGGAAGCCAUGGAGGAGGCGCGUCGUGCGGGGCACACGGAGGACGAGAUCCGCAUGAUCGGCGAGCGGGCCGCCGCGGAGUUCAAGGCCGAGUCCGACCUGCUGCGCCGCAGCCGCACCAUGAGCGGCGACGCGCAGGCGCGGCUGAACGAGCUGGCGCACACGGUCACGGAGGAGGUGUGUGUUCCCAAGCUGCUGCAGCCGCCCGCCGGCGCCACGCUGCGGGAGUACCAGAUGGUUGGGCUGCGGUGGAUGGUGUCGCUGUACAACAACAACCUCAACGGCAUCCUGGCGGACGAGAUGGGGCUGGGCAAGACGGUGCAGGUGAUGGCGCUCAUCGCCUACCUGAUCGAGCGCAAGAACUGCUUCGGGCCGCACCUCAUCAUCGUGCCCAACGCCGUCAUGGUCAACUGGAAGAGCGAGCUCACCAAGUGGCUGCCGGGGGUGCGCUGUGUAUACUACGUGGGCUCGAGGGACGAGCGAGCGCGCAAGUACACCGCCGAGGUGUCCCACGGCCGCUUCAACGUGCUGGUCACCACCUACGAGUUCAUCAUGCGCGACCGAGCCAAGCUGAGCAAGAUCGACUGGCGCUACGUCAUUAUCGAUGAGGCGCAGCGUCUCAAGGAGCGCGAGAGCCAGCUGUCCCGCGACCUGGACCGCUUCAAGAGCGGCUACCGGCUGCUGCUGACCGGCACACCGCUGCAGAACGAGCUGCGGGAGCUGUGGAACCUGCUCAACCUGCUGCUGCCGGAGGUGUUCGACGACAAGAAGCAGUUCGCCUCCUGGUUCGGAGACCAGUUGGACAAGGUGGGGGACGAGGACGAGAGCUACGCAGCCGCAGGCGGCGGCCCCAGCGAGAGCGAGCUGCUGGCCCGCGAGAAGAAGCUGGUGGUGGUGCACCGGCUGCACCAGAUCCUGCUGCCCUUCAUGCUGCGGCGCCAGGUGGCGGAUGUGGAGGGCAAGCUGCCGCCCAAGGUGCCGGUGGUGGUGAAGGCGGCCAUGACGCCAUACCAGGCCGCCUGCUACAACUGGAUCAAGGCCAGCAGCACCAUUCGACUCCACCCGGACCACCCGCUCAAGGUCAAGAAGAACCACGACUGGACUCCGCUCACCAACCGCGGCACGGAGCUGCGCAAGGUGUGCAACCACCCGCUCAUCUCAUACCGCAUGGACGACGCAUGGGGAGGCGGACCCGAGGUUCUGUCCCAGUGCGGCAAGAUGCUGGUGCUGGACCGGCUGCUGGUGAAGUUCUUCUACAGCGGGCACCGCGUGCUGCUGUUCUCCACCAUGACCAAGUUCCUGGACCUCAUGGAGGUGUACCUCAUGUGGAGGCAGCUGCCGGGCGGGAGGCGCAUGCUGUUCAGGCGCAUCGACGGCUCCACCACGCUGGAUGCGCGCGAGGACGCCAUCCGCGAGUUCAACAAGCCCAACAGCGACAUUUUCAUCUUCCUGCUCUCCAUCCGAGCAGCCGGCAGGGGACUCAACCUGCAGACCUCCGACACGGUGGUCAUCUACGACCCCGACCCCAACCCCAAGAACGAGGAGCAGGCCAUUGCGCGCUCGCACCGCAUCGGCCAAACCAAGGAGGUCCGAGUGGUGCACCUGGAGGCGGUGGCGGACGAGACGGACUUCAUGCUGCACGCCAUGGCGCAGGCAACCGGACAGCCGCUGCCGCCGGAGCUGAUGCCGCAGCAGGGGCAGGGGGGGCAGGAGGGAGAGGGAGGAGCAGCGCCGCCGCCCCCGCCUCAGGUGGUGGGUCCCGGCGGCCAGUUGCCGCCCCCCUCCGAGCGCAAGUACGUGGAGAGCGUGGAGAGCAUGGUUCGCAACGUCAUCCAGAAGCGCAAGAACGACAUGGCCAACGAAAUCAUCGAUGCGGGGCGCUUCGACCAGACCACCAGCAUGGAGGAGCGGCGAGCCAACCUGGAGGCGCUGCUGCAGGACGCUGAGCGGCUGCGUGUGGCUCCCACGGAGGUCCAGACCAACCGGCAGCUCAACGAGGCCAUCGCCAGGACACCCGAGGAGGUGGAGCUGUUCAACCAGCUGGAUGACGACCCCGCCAUGGGCUGGGUGGAGCCGCCCAGCAGCGCGCUGGAGAUCCCCGACUGGCUGCGCUACUCGUACGACCAGAUGGAGGAGGCCAAGCGGCUCAACGCCAAGAAGCCCGCCAGGACAGGCAUGUUGGCAGAGAAGAAGCCGCUGGGUGCCCCAGGCAGGGGUCGCGGCAGGGGCAGGGGCCGCGGCCGGGGGGUUGCGGUGGGCUCGACGGUCGUGGUGGCGGCAGCUGCGGGGGCG